This is a messenger RNA of Carya illinoinensis, 1361 nucleotides long. Its product is annotated as derlin-2.2-like. The record is from RefSeq and is a predicted model, not a curated record. Gene Ontology annotation, molecular function: ubiquitin-specific protease binding; misfolded protein binding. Gene Ontology annotation, biological process: endoplasmic reticulum unfolded protein response. The transcript has 6 exons. Bases 411 to 1034 code for a protein of 207 amino acids. Gene Ontology annotation, cellular component: Hrd1p ubiquitin ligase ERAD-L complex; endoplasmic reticulum membrane. NCBI's taxonomy places the organism in Eukaryota, Viridiplantae, Streptophyta, Magnoliopsida, Fagales, Juglandaceae.
UUGAUUGGUACGUGCUUAACACGCAUUCGCUGAUUCGCCUCCUCUUGUCAUCACAGAUAAAUCCAACGAUCCAAGACACAGAGUAGUCCUUUAUGUUCCCAGGCGCUCCUCUCUCCCCUUCGUCCUCUUUCUCUCCGUGUUUCCAUAUUCCCAAACCCAAAAAGCUCCUGAUUUCCGGAUUAUUUAUUGCAUUAUAUUGGUAAUCUCAGAACAUUUCGUCGUGAAAAUUUUGAUCAGAAAUUGGGAGUGGGGGAUUAGAAUGGCUCAGGCAGUCGAGGAAUGGUAUAAGCAGAUGCCUGUCAUCACCCGCUCGUAUCUCACAGCCGUUAUUGUCACCACCGUCGGUUGCUCCCUCGACAUAAUAUCACCAUAUAAGCUGUACUUGAAUCCAGUGCUAGUGGUCAAGCAAUAUGAGUUCUGGCGUCUCAUCACCAAUUUCUUGUACUUCCGGAAGAUGGGUAACUCUUUUCAGCUUCAAUCUUUCAAUGUUUAUUCUCGACUUGGACUUUUUGUUUCAUAUGUUCUUUCUUGCUCGAUACUGCAAGCUCCUUGAAGAGAACUCAUUCAGGGGAAGGACAGCUGAUUUCUUUUACAUGCUGUUAUUUGGUGCCACUGUUUUAACUGGAAUUGUUCUUAUCGGGGGCACUAUACCUUAUUUGUCAGAGUCGUUUGCAAAAAUUAUAUUCCUUAGCAAUUCAUUGACAUUCAUGAUGGUCUAUGUGUGGAGCAAGCAAAAUCCUUUCAUACAUAUGAGUUUCUUGGGCCUUUUUACUUUCACAGCGGCUUAUCUACCAUGGGUUCUUUUGGGAUUCUCUGUUCUUGUUGGUGCUAGUGCAUGGGUGGAUCUACUGGGAAUGAUUGCUGGCCAUGCCUACUAUUUUCUUGAAGAUGUGUAUCCACGAAUGACAGAUCGCCGGCCUUUAAGAACUCCAUCAUUUAUUAAAGCUCUAUUUGCAGAUGAGUAUGUUGUUGUGGCACGGCCUGCAAAUGUGCAAUUUGCUCCACCACCUGCAGAUGAUGUCCUCCAAGGUUGAAUAUGAUUGCUAAGUUUAUGGUGGCUAGACCUCAGGUUACUGAUCUGGCAUUGGAAACGGCAAGCAUCAAUUAGAAGAUAGAUGGUGGCCUCUGUAAUAUAUUGAAGUAUACACUGACAUGCUAAUUGCUUUUUUGCAUUUGUUGAAUUUAAGGUUUAGCAAACAUACCAUAAAAGGUUUUAGCCAAAAUUACAGAAAAUUUUCUUGUUUCUGUUGCCUGUUUUGAUUUGUCAUGCUGUUUCCAUCUCUUUUUCUGGAAGUCUGGGCUUCAUUUCUGGUUAAUUUGUUCAAUAAAGACGGGAAAAGUAUUAAUUCGGCUUCUGGUUA